CUGUCUCUCUCUCUCUUUCUGUGUCUCAGUUUCCUACACAUCACUUUCCAUCUUCAUCUCCAUCCUGUCUAUGCUUUCUCUCUUUCUGCUGUUUUUUUAAACACAUUUCCUCUUCUCUCCCCUUCCUAUAAACCUUAUCUUUUUAGAUAUUUUAAGGCUUUUUUGUACUUGAAAGAUUAGGGCAUUUUUGCUGUUAUCUUCUCCCCCCAACAAAAAAAAACCCAAACUCAACAGUCUUUUCCUGUUUUUAGGGGCUGUUUUUGUAUUGUGUUUCCUUCUUUCCUUCUUUCUUUCCUUGUGUUUUUUCUUUGUCUUUCUUUAAAUAAGAAAAUGCCCCGCUCAUUUUUGGUGAAGCAGCCCAAGGGUCAUGACUCCCUGCCUUCUAACUACUACCACCAGAGUCAGCAGCACUGGGAUGAUUCCUACUCUGUGACACAUGCCAUCACAGAGUCAGCUACCAACUUGGCUGUCCAUUUGAGUGAAAACGGCUAUAUCCAUGAUUACAUAAUUCCCUCGGUGCUGCAAAACACAAAGCUGUCCAAGUCCAAGGUGGCCUCUGCAGCAUUGUACUCCCAAGGAUGUGUUGGUGGCAGCAGCGGGGACGAAUUCUCUGACCAUGACAUGGAUAAUCCAGAUAGCCCAGUCUCCAGCACCUCAAUCGAAUCCGAUACGGCAGUGAGCGCCAUCGACUCCUUCUUCAUCUCUGAUGGACGCUCCAGCCGGAGACCCGACCGGGCAUGUCAAUCAGACAGCAGCAAGGCUAAAAGGUUAGCCGGUCACAGACCAAAAUCCAAAACCCAAGGUCGUCACGUAUGCAGUGAGUGUGGCAAGUCUUACGCAACGUCAUCUAAUCUGAGCAGACACAAGCAGACUCAUCGGAGCCUGGACAGCCAGCAAGCCAGGAAUUGUCCCACCUGCCACAAGCUGUACGUAUCAAUGCCCGCGUUAUCCAUGCACAUGCUGACCCACGACUUGAAGCACGGUUGCACGGUGUGUGGUAAAGCUUUCAGUCGGCCUUGGCUCCUGCAGGGCCACAUGCGGUCCCACACCGGCGAGAAACCGUUCGCCUGCGCCCACUGUGGGAAAGCCUUCGCUGACCGCUCCAACCUGCGCGCCCACAUGCAGACGCAUUCGGCAUUCAAGCACUAUUCCUGUAAACGCUGCCACAAAAGCUUUGCGCUCAAGUCUUACUUGAGCAAACACUACGAGUCAGCAUGCUUCAAAGGGCACCAAGCAGAUGACGGGUGCGGCUCAGAGGACUGACUGACUUGAUUCUUUCGAUUAAAUAAUCUCUGCAUCUCAGCCUUAUCGCAUGCAUGCACCCUUAAUCCUUACCUUUUGAUCCAUGCAAUAACAUUUGAAUAACCACUCAAACUAUUCAAGAAUUCUAUGUGAAGAUAAACUCAUAAUUUUCUCUUUUCAUGGAUUAUACUUAAUUGGUACCCUUAUUUAUUUUAAUUUAAUUUCAUCAGACAGUAAGUUCACAGCAAACAUUUUUUUUUUGAAGAAUGACUUUGUUCUGUGUGGGCGGCACAGCUGCCAAAUGGUUAGCAGGUCCGCUUCAAACAUCUGAGGUGUGGGGUUACUCCAUCUUUCUUCCGCAUUCCAAAACAUACUUCUUAAAUCAUCUGAAGACUCUAAAAUGGCCCUGAGUUGGGAAUGGUUGUUUGUGUAUACUCACUGUAUGUUCCCUUGCCCUAUGAUUGGCUGCUGAACAGUCCGGGGUCUGCACCGCCUCUUGACCAAAGUCAGCUGGAGUAGGCUCCAGCUCACCAGCAGCAACAACCCUACUGAGUGAGGAUACAGAAAACGGAUGGAUUCAUUUCUUCAACUAUUUAUUUGUAUUUAUUUCUGGACAGGUUUUCCAAGCCGUGAACUGUUUUGUUAAGAACAAAACACAAAACAUCCGCUGCUGUAUUAUAUUUAUUCUGUCUGAUUAGAUCGGUGAAGACAAUAAAGUUCAUCAAAUGUAAUACUUCAUAAAAAAUCCUUUUUGUUUGUCCAAUGAUGCAAAAAAUAAACAAAGGAGCACACCCAGCUUGGUUUAAAACAUGUUGAUAUUUAAAGUUUGUAAAGGUGAGACAACUCAACUCAAGUGUAUUUAUAGAGCACUUUAAAACAAUCACCCUUGUAUACACA
Messenger RNA from Hippocampus comes (tiger tail seahorse), 2139 nucleotides. RefSeq names its product transcriptional repressor scratch 1-like. The coding region runs from base 331 to 1263 and encodes 310 amino acids. Gene Ontology annotation, molecular function: RNA polymerase II cis-regulatory region sequence-specific DNA binding; DNA-binding transcription factor activity, RNA polymerase II-specific. NCBI's taxonomy places the organism in Eukaryota, Metazoa, Chordata, Actinopteri, Syngnathiformes, Syngnathidae. The transcript has 2 exons. The record is from RefSeq and is a predicted model, not a curated record. Gene Ontology annotation, biological process: regulation of DNA-templated transcription.